Molecule: messenger RNA, 11121 nt
Organism: Spirodela intermedia
Lineage: Eukaryota; Viridiplantae; Streptophyta; Magnoliopsida; Alismatales; Araceae
Source: the annotation of a GenBank genome assembly
AUGCCCCUGAAACUUUCUCAGAGUUUCUCCUUCUUUGGCGGUGGAAGUUCCUCGUCGUACGAUGACAAGAAGGCGGAUGCCUCAACGGAGCGGGGUCGCCCUCCUUCUCUUAGGCUGCAGAUGGAGAAGGAGGUCUACAGGCCGGGCGAUUCGAUCGUAGCAACUAUCGAGAUAUCGAAUGGGAUAUCCAAGGGGGAGCCUCCACGUCCUGACGAUGGUUUAUCUACGUUUAUGGUGGACAGCAUGUCUUUUGAAAUCAAAGGCAUUGAAAAGCGAGAUACCCAAUGGUUUGCCACACAAAAGCCGUUGCCGGGCUCCAAGGAGAAGAGAGGUAAUGUAUUGCAUUUCCUCCGUUCUUGGAGAUCUACUUGACUCAUCAUCGUUCAUUAUACGCUUGGUCGGACUUGUCAUUUGCUCUUUGGAUCUGCCACUACUCAUGCAGCGACAAGUUUUGGGUUUCUUGGAGAACUCUGGGAAAAAAAAAAAGUGGAUUGAUCUUUUCUUCGGAAUUUUUAUGACCGUAUUACCUCGUACGCAUGGGUCAUCACCGUGUAUUUCAACACCACGAGGGAUAUUUGUUGGGAGUGUUUCGGGCGAUGGGUUCCUCGACAUUUGUUGAUUAAGGAUUGGGUGGAGUCAGCCAGGAUAAGGGGUGCUUCUUCAAUCCGUGCUGUUUUAAUUUCUCUUUCUUCAGGAUGACAGGCAUCCCAUCUCUGUGGACUUGGGUCUAUCUUGUUCAAUCCUGCCUGGAUUGGGCUCUGAAUUGGUACCACAUGGUCUUUGAAGCGUUUGAUGACCAUGCUUUAUCUUAACUAGAAAAUUAUAGCCUAAUUAGGGGAAAUUGAUAAAGACAUGCUAAAAUAUCUGAUGACUGAAUCAGAAGAUACAGUUUUCUUAUCGAAAUAUGGGCUAUACCCAAGAGUUCAUCUCCCUAUUACAUAGAUGAGAAUCCUUGCUUUAGCCAUGGGUUUACAAUUAACUGCACUGCCUCAAAGCAUUUCGGGGAGAACCCUUAACUAUAACUCAUUCACAUCAUUUUAUUUUUCUGUCAUGAACUAUUACUUCCCUCCACCACUGAGUACCUCUAACCACCAUCGCUUCUAGACUUUUCUCUUUCUAUGAUUGAUGAUAUUCCUUUUGAGAUCAAGAAAUAUUGAAAAGACUGACCUCUUUUUGCCUUCUUCAAGUGUUCAGUUGAUCAUUUGUUAUGACUCCAUUAUUGCCACUGGCCACUGCUGUUCACUACUGCUUUUUUCUUGUGCUGCCAAUCACAAACACUACUCUCUAUUACCACCAGACAUAUACUAUCAUCAAUUAUUGUUUCUGACUGGCAUUUCCAGCCAGUACUAUUGCCUCCAGUUCCACGCCAAAAUAGCUAUGCAUAUCCUUCACAACCAAUUACUGCUGAUUACUAUCACGGUUGGCCAACUCUGCCACUAACCACCACAAGAUUGUUACUGACCCCCACGUGUUUUAGCCAUCGUCCUUGAUUAUUUACCACCAAUUUCGACCUGCCAAUCUUCACUAUCGCUCUCUUGUACUAGCACCUCUUCCCCCAUGAUCCAUCUCAUUGGAAGCUUUGUUAUUUUUGAAAUAGUUGUCAUCAAAUAGUGUGACAGUUAAAGUCUUAAAAUAUAUUCGAUUAAGAUUUGCGAUGUUGUAUUGAUGAAACAGUUGAAUUCUCUCAGAGAUAAGACAGAAUCCACUGUGUUAACUAGAUCUUCAAUAACAUAUUCCCAGGAUUGCCGGGGAGAUUGGGAUGCGUUGGUACUGAUAUUAACUACUCACAUGGGGCCCCUUUGGUGGCCGAUCCUGCUUGUAAUCCUGUGGUGUGUAUGGACCCAAAGGAAUAUUUUGAUUUUCAACAGGCAAAGUCAGCAAGUUGAGCGUAUGAUCAUGUGGUACUUGUGAGAGAGUAAAGGUGUGUGCAAUGACACGCUGUGGGGGAUGGGUGGUGGGAAAAGAUACAUUUCUUUAUUUUAAGGAUGGAUUGUUUGUGAUAAUCUUUUCACUACUGUUGUGUAGACGAUAUUUUGUACAAGGGGGUUCACGGAAGAAGUUUUUGUACAUUAUAACCUUUUUUCUCUUUCGGCUUUUAAUGAAUGCAAGAUACUAUCAACUUAAAAUAUUUAUAAUUAUUUCAUUUUUUAAUUUUAUGAUAUAUAUUUUUUAUUAAUUAUACGAAUAUAAGAUAAGAAUCUCGUUCUCAUAUUUCAACAUUCAGUUUUAUGAAAUGUUUCAUUAACCACUCAUUCUAAUUUUGGUUUCCGUACUUUUCGCUGAGGAACUUGUUGGUACCUAGGUUUUCGCUGAUGACUGAUUUGUUAAACUUCUUAUAUGACGUGGAAGGUAGCUGAGCCUGUUGUUUUAUGAUAGAUUGGAAACACUAUAGCACACCCCGAUAACUUAACCUAUGAGGUUGAGAUAAGUACUUAAAACAUUGUUUCUUUGUUGCCCUGUUAUAAGGGAGGCAUCGGGGAAACAUUCUUGAAUGGGGUUAUAAAGGUGAUUUCUGGUUAGUUGAGAGGUUUUUAUAGCUUAUAUGAGAUGCAUAGGUGAUUUCAGCUCAGGACAGCUACAUGACUACGUUUGCUAGAUCAUCCGUUAUGCGUUGCUACCAUCUAAAUACGAGGGGACAACUUUGCUUAGGUUGUUCAAUGGCUUCAUGAAGUUCGUGACAUGGAUGACACAGGUGUUGGGCAUUUCCACUGGGAGGCAUUCUGUAUUGGUUCAUAAUUUUUGGUGACACGUUCAACUAUUCUAUUUGAGGGGAUGUAUCAGUUCAAUUACAUCAUGAUCUACGUGAACACUUAGUCUGGUCUUUUUGCAGUUCCUUUCUGCGAUUUGUUCUUGGGUUCCGUACUAAAAUAUUUUGUAAUACUGGGCUACGAAGAAAAGCUUCAGAAUUUAAUAUGGAUACGUGCAGAAAAUAAAAGAAUGCUGAUGAAAUGUUUUGGGUAUUUUCACUGGAGACUAGCUAUGGUGAUUGGAUAUCAAUAUUACCAGGAGAGGUUAAUAAAAAUGGAGACUAAAACGUGUGGCUGAAGGUGUUUUUACUGGAUUUAAAUAAAUCACACGUCAAAGGAUAUGCUGAUUGGACUUGGAAAAAUCACAAAUCGAAGGGAUAUUCUCUCAGGAAAAGAGGAUCAUUUUCGUUAUGUUUUUAGUUCCUCCGCCACCAUGUAUUCAUUUAUACACGUUGCUGUUAGUCAUCUUUACUUUCUAACAGGAAUAAUGUUUUUGAGGUCAAUCUUUGUUCUUCUGACGGGCAUGUUUGCAGAUAUUUAUCGUUAUUGAUUCGCUUUUGCCUUUUUAAGCAUGCAGGUGAAAACGUUUUCCUGGAUUGCACAACUUCAUCAAUUGUUUCAAAAGUCAUAAUUUCUAAGGGAGGUUCUAAAGCAUGUGAGUAUACCCUUUUGUUCAUUUAUCCCGACAUUUGGUAGUGACUUCUAAUAACCUAUAUAUUUGACACAUGAAAAAGAUGCCGUAGACAAUUGGCAAUAAUCUUCAUUUUUGUAUUCUUCUAAUAUCAUUGAGAAGGUUGAAUACAAAUUUGAGAUUGAAGAGACAAAGGGUGGAUCAAAUAAGCUUAAAAAUUUGAAGAGUCGGUGCAUGUCAGCAGUCAAAUUACAUGUCUGAGACUCUCAUAUUACAAUCAUAAUUUUUUUCUCUUUUAGUCGUCUCUAUCCAUAUUCUUUUUAACAUUUCUCUUCCUUUUUAAGAGCCCUACUCGAAAUGGUAACUGGCGCUCCUUCGUAUCUUCUGAUCAUGUCUUAAUUUUUUUUUUUUCUCAGAAAUGGCUUUUGUGGAUUGUUAGCGUUGUUACAUGCAUACCCGAUAUAUCCUUGAUAGUUUAUCUGGUGUAAUUUAUUUUUUUUCUUGAGUUUCUGUCCAGCCACCCUGGGUUUUAGCUUCUUCAUGCUGAUCGAGAAAUAUAUUAUGAUUGCAAAGUUUUCUAUAUAAUGGUUUUCUUUACCUAGUUAAAUGUCUCUUUCUCCACAUUUGGAAGAUGUUUUCCGCUUUUUCAGGGUGGAAGCAGACGAUUCUCCGCAAAAAAAUGAGCCAAAAAUUGUGAUUUUUAUUCAAAUUUGGAUACAAAAUCAUGAAAAAGUAUCACUUCGGUGGUCUUUUUGCAGUUUUUAAUGAAAAAAACUGGAUAAAAUGUAGUUUAUAACAUGGUGGGUGUGUUUGACUAGCAGUUCUGAUUUUCUAGGACAUUCUUUGUCAUCUUGUACAUUGUUUGAAGGGGUCCCCAAGUAAAUACUAACAGUUUCUCUAAUCUAGUACUGUCUUUGAAGGAGGUCCAAAGUAUUAAAAAUCUCUUUAAUGUUGGAUAGUGUUUGAAGGGGCCCUUAAGUAGGGUUUCUUCGUAGCUUCAUCACUAUAUCUUUAUAACACAGUGAUAAGGAAAAAUGAAAUCGAAAAGAAAAAGGAAAAAAGUAUUGUUGGUAAUAAGAACAACAAAAUAUGCUUAACUGGGUGUGAGAUACGAAUAAAAUAAUUUAGGGGAAAAAUGGGCACCAGUUUUGAGUCUGGCUCUGUCUUGAUUUUGAACAUUGUCAUCAACAGCUGAAAUUUAGAAGUUAGGACCUUUCAAAAAUAAUUUCUUUUGCUUCCCUUUUUUUCAUUUUUAGUUUCCGUUCAUUUGGGAUGAAUGUGUCCUAUUCACUUCAAUGGUGAGAAAAUUUUCCAUUCCAGUGUUUCAUGAAGAAGAAAAACGCGUCUCACCCCUACAGUGUGGGGCAAUCGUCACCUUCAUAUUUUUAGUUUGCAAAUAUCUUCUAGAUUUGAGACAUUACAUGUCAAUUUAGCCUUUAGCUGAUAGUUGGUUUGUGUAAGGAAACAUGUCUGAAGUACCCUUCAGCUGAUAGUUGGUUUGUGUGAGGACACAUGUCUGAGGUACCCUUCAGCUGAUAGUUGGUUAGCUGGUUCUUAAGUUAACUCGUUGUUCUUUGGGUAUAUCUUAUAUAGAAAAUGAGAUUGAGGGUCUUUUUUUUGUUCACAAACUCUUUUUUGAGUUAAUCUGGUUCAAAUGUGUAAGCCAGAAGGUAGUUUUUCCCUUAUCAGCUUGCCAUCUGGGUAACUGAUUGGCAGAUUUCUCUGGCCAUUUCUUCUUAAUUUUUCCAUAUUAAUAUGAAUUUCCUAAAACUUUAAAUAGGAAAAUCGGAACUGUGAUGUUUUGAAUCAUUUCAUCCAAUGGUACUUUAUUUGACCGCAGACUUCCCAUUUUUGUGUCUAGUUCAAACAUCCUCUUGGUUAAUGGGUUGAGGGAGACUUUACCAUUUUUUGACGAGCUAGUUAUUUUAGAUAUUUCAUUAAAACUUGGUCUACUGAUAAAUUUUGAUUGGUCUUUUCCACUGGAAGAUGAUGCAUUAAUGAUGAGUCUUGUUUAGAAAAGUAUAGCGAAGGGACAAAACUGUUGGAGUUUUUUGUCUUCUUUCAACCUAGUUUCAUGGUCUUGAUGUUCCUACAAUGCUUGAAAUUCUAUAGCAUGUCUUUACGGCUGUUUUCUUUAUUUUUUUAGUGAUUUUUGUCAUUUCGUAAUUAAGGUAUUCCUUUGCUAAGGUCAUUGCUUUGUUGAAAUGUUUGUAUUUAUGUUGGCCUGCAGAUGAAGUACGAGCAGAACUACCAAGGUUCUUACCACCAUCAUACAGGGGAACAACCAUUCGCUACAUGUACUAUGUGAAAACUACAAUAUGUGGGCGAUGGCUGGUUUUGGAGAAUGGGCAUUCCAAUGCACAGUCUGGAAAUGAUUUAAUUCAGCUGGUACCUUAGCUAAAACUAUUUAUGUUAGAUACUUGUCCUCCUGACACUGCUAGUUUUAGAUAUCAAGAAAUAUUUCCAUGUUUUAUUCUUCUAUUGAUAAUUGAUUUGGUUCAUUUUCCCCCCUUGCAUGCGUGAUUUGUAACUUCAACCAAUGAAGGAAGCUCGUCAGCCAUUGCAAAUAUGGGGGGCACAGAAGACUGGUGGUGUGAAAAUUGAAGAAAGUCAAAGUGAUGGUACAGUAUUAUUAUUGAAACUGUUAGGUUCUGUUUUGUUGAUGCGUUGUGACUUGUGAACAAUACUGGCAAAAAAUAUAGGUUUACUUUCCUGGUUUACCUACUGAUUUGCGAACGUGAAGGAUAUCCCCAAAACUUAUGUUGAUUUAUUGUGUGCAUUUUGAUUUCUUAAAUAGGCAUUUUUGUACUGGUACGGUUUUUUGAAGGGCUAUAACUUUGCCUCUUCUAUCUUGUUUUUUGUUGUGUUUCUGCUGUCUUAUUAUAAAUACGUAUUGCUGUUGGAGAUCUUUCUUUUUUCUUUCUGCCCUCGUUUGCUUUCAUUCGUUUCUUGUUCAUAUUAACAUUUUUCAUUACUGAAUUAAAACAGAAGAUGCUUUCUACAGUCAUUUUUGCUUUUCUAAUUUUGUCCAAACAAGGUCUAUUAUGUGUACCUAUUCCCUACCUUAUAGCAUUUAUUCCGCAUACGAAUUGAACGGUCCACUUGUGAGGCUGGAAUGUGUUUAAAUAUAUGAUUUAUAGUAUCUGAAGUGUGGAAACUUAUAGCUAUUUCAAUUUCAUGAAAUGUUCUCAAAUGCCCAUGAUUUCUAGUUGUGCAUUAGGUUCUUUUGGUAUGAGGAACAUCAAGAAUUAUUUUCUUGGGAUUUUUCAGGAAUUUCUCCGAAGACAACUGCACUGGUGGAUGUAUACUGGAAAGAGAAGGAUGUGGACUCAGAGUGGGUGUGUGUCGUGAAACUUCUAUGUCAUUUCAACUGAGAGACCAACUGUAGCUGCCUUACCCUGAUUCUGUAUAUAUUUUUGUAGUUAUGAAAAUAUUAAGAAUAGGAAAAGAAGAAGAGAUCAAAGAAAAAGACAAAAAACGAAAAAAAAAACCUUGAUGGAUGAGGAAUUAUUGUCAUACCAUAAAGCCACCGGGCUGACAUAGGCUAUAAUAUGAGGCCUGUAAUAUUGUCCCAUUUUGCCACACAAAAUGGGGCUAGAUGUUGGUUUGUGUGGUUGUCUAGGUACCAUCUUAGCAAAAGUACUCACUGUUUCCAGAACUCCUUAAUUGUAAUAGAUAUUGGGUGUGGCCCUUCUUACUUGUCCCUUUUUUGUUUCAUAUUGUUUUUUCAGGACUGUACAAGCGGAUAUCUCAAAUCUCAAUGGAGUGGUCACUAAAUGAAUGCUAUUUUUUUUCCUUAUUCUCUAAAUAGAGUGAUUACACCAAUAGUUUAGCAAGAAAACUGGAAUACUUGCUAAAAAACUUUCAAUCAAGAUCCAGGUGUGAGGUGUAUUCUGAAAGUCUUCCCAGUUCACUAAAAUUCACACAUCACGUUAGAUCUUGUUUUUUCUCAGUAUAAUUCAUGUGGGCUAAUUAAUGAUUUUUUGAAUCUAGUCUGCAAUAGCUAGUCUAUGAAAAUCAUUCGGACCUCGGCAGCGCCAAUUUCGUUUUUUCUAAUCUGUGACUAUAUUUCUUCGUGCCAGGUUAGAGCUAUUGAAACCUUAGACGAAUUUGAAGAAGGCUAUGAUAGUUCAAGGGAUGAGAUUUCAUCUGUAUCUUCAUUCAAUCCAAACAAAGGAAGGCUUGACUCGGCUUUGAGAACAUCUUUGUCCUUGCAGUCAUUUGGAUCAAGGCCUUAUGCUGAGGGUCUACAUUCCGAAGCUGAAAAUUCUAAUUUACGUUCGUAUCCGGCACUUCCUCGUCUAUCUGUAGUGACAACUACUGAUGAUGCCAAUAGGGGUAGGCGUUUCUUUAGAAGAUAAAAUCAGUUGUUUUGGUUUAAUUCGAAAUUGCGUUUUAUUAGUUGCUAUGAUAAUUUGGAGCAUUCUGCUUGUUUCUUUACUGUUAUUUUUUUUGGAAGGUAGAUAAAGCCAUAAAUUAAUAAAAGGCAUGCUUUGGUUGCAUCAGGUUGGUUGAAAAUCAUUUCCACCAAAAGAGAAACACCAGAUAAAAGCAAGAUAGAAAAGAUAACAGAUUACAAGAGAAAUUUUCACUUCUACUUCCUGGCAAGAUGUUUGAUUAGUUCAUCCCUACUUAAAUACGAAAUUGUCUUUUCUAAUUCCUUGAAGCAAGUGAUUGUCUGCAAAUCCUCAUGUUCGCUGAGAUUGAUCAAUUCCCCUGCAAUUGGUAGUUCUGUGGUCUUGGGCACUCAUAAAGCAUUAUCUAAUCCUUUCCAAUUUCUUUUUCUCACUUCAUAGCAAGAUGAACCGUGCCUAUUUGCUUGCCAAAAAGAUGAACUGCUUCGUGACGCAGUGUCUCUUUUACACGGAACACUAACAUUGCUCUGUAGGGAGGUCGAGACAACUUGAAUAAUCCCACUUCACAAAGAGGUUAUCUUUAGGUGUGGUGCAUGCAUCACAGAGUAUGCAUUUCUCAUUUAGUUCAGGUCUUAGUUGUUUGUCUGCCAAAUAGCUACUUUAAUCUAUAGGAAGAUACUCCUAGUGUAGAAUACCUGUAGGAAAGCUCUACAAUCAUUGUUUAAAACUUAUCCUCCUGAAUUUCCCCAUAUCCAGUCAUCGGACGGCCUUUGAAUAUAUGUGGCAGAUUGGUUGCCAAUGCCCGUUUGCAUGGUUUACUGAUGUCUUUCAUUGUCCCUAAAAAUUAUAUUUCAACAUGUUGUCAGAAUAUGGAAGUUAUUUUUUGGGAAGACGAACCUUCCUGACUAAUAUGCUCAGAUCCGCUUGAAUUUAACCUUGAAAAAUCCAUUUAGCAUGCUGAGUUUCUCUCUAUGUUUACUAAUGUUGAAUUGGAUUGCCCAUGAAGCGUUCCUCCAAAUUUUCUAAAUUGCUGAAUUUUAUAAUAAUGGAUUUACUCGAGCAACCUUCCAAGUUAAUGUUAAUCAAACUCAGGUGGAUAAAUUGUUUUAUGAUGUCAACUUUAGUAUCCCACCAAACCAUACUAACUUUCCAUAUUUCAGGCAUUCCCCCGUUGAGCCAUCAAAGGAAACUCUCAAGCUCCCCUUUCUCUAAGGAUGACACAAGGGCACUCCUCGGACCUGUUGAAGGUGUAGCAUGUAAGUUAUCAUACAUCAUUUCAUCCCGAAAAUCCAUUUGAGUAACAUUAAGGUCUUACGUUUAUCUUCUAUUAUUGGGCACAAGGUAAUUUAGAGAAAAUAUAUCCUUUGCAGCAGAAGGGUUUAUUCGAGGAAGAUCUUAUAACAUCAGGAUAGACGACCAAGUGCUUCUUAGGUUUUCUCCUAAGAGCUCUGAUGCUGCUUACUACUUUGGUGACACGGUAAGUAGAGGUCUUCUACUUCUUAAUGCCUGAGCUUUUCUAAAGGACUAAAUAUUUCUUACGAUUCACCAAUAGAUUGGUGGCGUUCUUACGUUCUUACAUGAAGGAGCUCAAAGGUGCCUUGAGGUGAUGAAUUUACUUUACCCUAUUACUGGGCUGGUCUAUAUCCAGUCAAUUUAUUUUUUUUCAGCCCAUUUUGGUCUUAACUAUGGGCUGUGAUAAUAUUAUACAGGUCUUGAUAACUUUGGAAACUUUGGAAACUGUCGCCCAACAAUUUGUCCAUCCUUCACGCAGGAGUUCUCCUACAAUAACAAAGGUUCUUGCCAUUUCCCACUUUUUGUUCCCGUUUGUUGUGUGUAACAUCUGACAUCGUAUGAUCUGGAUAAUAAACUGGCUCCCUAAAAGUAUGAUGUUUUAGUGACUAUUUUUUCUAAUAUCCCAAUAGUUGAUGGCAUGACUGGCUGACAUCCGCCAUCUGUUUAAUUUACCAUAUGACUGGCUGACCCCUGUGAUGCGGCUUCAUUUAUAUUACCAUCAAUAUGUGUACGCUAUGGUUUGCACGUCUGUCAGUUUUACUUACCAUAUGUUUGAUUAAGCUGUCUCCGUUAAAAAUUACCUGGUAAUCCUUGAGUACAAUUAGAUUUAUGCUACCAAAUAUGUCUGCUUCCUGCUCUUGUAAUUAUUCCAAUAUUACUACUUUACAGAAGGAUUUAUUUUUUUUUUGAUGAUUUAAGCCUCGAAUAGAUAAGGUUUGAAGUUCGUGCUGGUUACCAAGUGUCGAAAGAACUAGAAAAACAUUGCUGUUGAGAUAAAUUUUCCUCAGCCUCAAUCACUCAUAUCUCUGUGCUAUAAAGUUUAAGGGAAAUGAUAUCAUUCAUCUCAAUAUGACUCAAUAAGGAACCGUCACUAUCUAUUUUCCAUGGCGCAGUUUCCAUGAGCAUCUUUCGUCACAAAAAAAAAAUGUGUAUAAGAAAAUAAGGGUGCCUAAUAGUGUGCCCUGUCGUGAAAAAGUUGGCCGCAUCGAGUAUGAGAGUGACCUUGAGGAAAUAUUGUGCAGUAGAGUUCAUGGAAAAGUGCAUGUUAAAUGGGCUCAGAGCGUAAGCUGAUGCUAUGCACAUUCAAAUGGGUAAAAAUAAUAAUAAUUUACACGUAGAGUUCAAGUGGUGAAUUCCAACUGAGAAAUCUACUUUCCUCUACAAAACGCUACUAAUAAAUAUUGGAAGAACUCUCAUUAGAUAUGCUCCAGGAAUCACUCUGCGCUGACUCGCUCAAAUUUUGAUCGCAGGUUCAGAGCGACCACCAUGCCGUUGUGGCUGAUCUGACGGAAACUAGUUUUCUCUUUUCGAUUCCCAUGGACGGACCCAUGUCCUUUUCCACGCCUUACGUUUCUGUCCAGUGGGCUCUCCGGUUUGAAUUUUUUACCAACCCAAGAAGCGUGGACUGGCGCAGGUUUGUAUUCUGACUCUGGGACUUGAUGAAAGCAUACCCACUUGAAGUUAUUCAAUGCAUGAAAGCUUUGUAUCCACAAUAUCUUCGCUCCUUUUUCUCAUUCACAAUCUCAUGUCUUACCUCAGGCAUGAAAACAUGCCUAGUUUCCGCAACCUUUUCUUUGCUGGCAGACUCCCCUCUUCCUGCCUUUGCGUCACCCUCUCACCAUUGUCUGAUUUUCCUCAAGUGCCGCUGAAAAAAACUAGAUCACCGCCCUGAUUACCAGUUGCCCCCUGCGUGAUCCUGUUUCUGAUUGUUUAUUUAUUGAUCCCCAGGUAUGAGCAUCCUCUGCUGAUAGAGAGCAGAGAGAAAGGCGACUGGGUCCUUCCGAUCACUGUGCACGCGCCGCCGCCACGCACGAAGGCAGGGAGUUCAAAAAGUGAAAAGCCCAUGUCUCCCGGUAACCUGUGUGUCCGAACCUGA